UCCUUGUUCCGACAGCUUCCGGCGGCGGGGAUGCCGACGCCGCCACGCUGGGUGCUGGCGCUGCCCGGCCGCUCUGACGCGAUGGGGCGGGGCGGGCAGGUGAAGGUGCUGAGAUGCGGGAGGCCGGGAUGCGGACGGUCGCGCUGCUUUUGCUGCUGUGUCCGCCGGGCCUGGCGGGGCGCUUCUGGCACCUCACGGACCUGCAUUGGGACCCCGGCUACGAGGCGGCGGUGGCGGCCGGGCAGCGCUGUCCGUCGGGCGGCUCCGAGGCCGCUCCGAGCGCGGGGCCGUGGGGCAGCUACCUGUGCGAUGCGCCGUGGGGUUUGCUGAGCUCCGCCGUGUUCGCCAUGCGCCAGCUGCUGCCGCGGCCCGACUUCGUGCUCUGGACCGGGGAUGAUACUCCUCAUGUUCCCAAUGAGCAGCUUGGAGAAGAAAAGGUUCUGCACAUCAUUGAAAACCUGACCUCUCUGAUAAAACAGGUAUUUCCAGAUACUAAAGUCUAUGCAGCAAUGGGUAAUCAUGACUUCCACCCCAAGAAUCAGCUUCCAGGGAAGGAGAACAGGAUCUACAACCAAACAGCAGAACUGUGGCGUUCCUGGUUGAAUGAAACUUCUAUUCCUCUGUUCAGAGCAGGAGCUUUCUACAGUGAGAAGCUGCCCAGCCCAGAUACCAGGGGGCGAAUGAUUGUUCUCAACACCAAUCUGUACUAUGACCAGAACAACCAGACUGCUGGUGAGGAAGAUCCUGGAGGGCAGUUCCAGUGGCUGGAGGAAACACUGACCAAUGCCUCUAAAGCAGAAGAAAUGGUCUAUAUUGUGGGUCACAUCCCUCCUGGCUUCUUUGAGAAGAAACGAGGCAAGCCGUGGUUCCGGAGGGAUUUCAAUGAACGAUACUUGAAAAUUGUGCAGAAGCACCACAGAGUGAUUGCUGCCCAGUUUUUUGGACACCAUCACACAGACAGCUUUCGCAUGUUUUACAGUGAUUCAGGUUCCCCAAUCAACGUCAUGUUCUUGGCCCCUGGAGUGACCCCCUGGAAAACAACAUUACCUGGAGUGAACAAUGGAGCCAACAACCCUGGGAUCAGAGUGAUUGAUUACGAUGCAGACACCCUUCAGGUGCAGGAUGUGGUGACUUACUACCUGAACUUAACUCAUGCCAAUCUGAUGGCCCCAGCAUGGGAGGAGGAAUACCGGCUGACGAGCGCCUUUCAGGUGCCUGAUGGCUCCACACAUUCCAUGCAGACAGUGUUGGAAAAGAUAUCCAAGGAUGCAAACUAUCUGCAGCAAUAUUACGAGUUUAACUCUGUCAAAUACGACCUUACCCUGUGUGGGGAGACCUGCCGAGUCGACCACGUUUGUGCCAUCAAGGAAAUUGAUUUUACCAGAUAUGAGGAGUGCCUUAAAGCCAACAGCUCUACUUCUGCCAUCGUCAGUGUUUGCCUUUUAUUACUCUCUUUGCUCUUAGGGAUCUUUGGUCCCCAGCAAACACUGUAAUGACUGAGAGCAUGAGUGAAGAGAGCACAGCUUCACAGUGCACAUGAAUUGGCAGUUGUGCAUGCUUUUGGAAUUGGGAACUUAUUUGAAAACCAAGAAAUAAUCAGUGCUUUGUAGUAAAAGCUCUGUGAUGUUGAUUUCAGCACUUCUAGAAAAGCUUGAUGCAUCAGAGAUGAUUACAAAGCCUUUUUGUACCAGACUGAUCCACAUCAGGGAGUUCAUCUUCCUUCUGCUACAACUUCUGAGGCAGCUGCACAAAUGAAAUGAAGGCCUCCUUGUAAGUUGUAACUUACCCAUACUUAAUGUGAGAGCUAUGAGCUGCCACGUGUUCCUGAGGAAUCCGAGUAUGCUUCUCUUCUGAAAAAAACAACACAACAGCUGGCCUUGCAGGGUCUUGUUUUGGUGGCCUUAUACAGCAGCAGCUUUGGCUCUGGUGUGUGAGCAAAGCCAGGCAGUGUCAGAACUGCCUCUGACAGUGUGGGAAGUCUGAGUUUGAGCCCUGACUUUCACGUGUCAGCAUCCACAAUGUGGCAGCAGGGUAAGAAGCUUCGUGUUAUUUUUUCAGAUGCUGAGCACAGAUGGCUUCCUCCCAAACACCUUUGGUGUUCUUUUAACUCACAUCUGCUUGUUUUCUUCAGCUGUGCAUUGCAAACUGCAAAGAAACCCUCCGUGCCUCGCCAGCCUUCUGUCUGCUCCUGCAAAAGCCACACAUGAACCAAAGAAAAGUGACACUGUUGAGCCCUUGGGGACGAGUGGAUGAGACAGCGCAGAAAUCCCUGUGCUGUCCAUAAGCAAUUGUGUGGAGGCAGCGCCGGAGAAUCAGUAAUGGAACAAUGUGUUGUGUCAGAGGGGAAGCACGGACAGGGGUGGCACAGCCUUCUGCAUGGCUGCAGCUUUGCAGGGGUUGGUGGCAUUUGCCCGUGGCACAGCUCAGGACGAUCACAGGAGCAGCGCCUGCGCUCCUCGGCUGUGCUCGGGGUAAGCACUGCUUGCACGGGAAAGGGGUCUGGAAAUGAGCCACUGCCUAUGGGAAUGAUUUAAAAAUCAGGGCGGGGAAAAAUAAAAAGCGCUGGGAAGCACCGCCGGAUGUGCUAAGGAUGAGCUUUUUUCUUGCAAUGGGGAACAGGGAACCCAAAGGCGGGGCGAGGAGCGGAGCUGCGGGGCGGGGCGGCGCU
This is a messenger RNA of Phasianus colchicus (ring-necked pheasant), 2668 nucleotides long. The record is from RefSeq and is a predicted model, not a curated record. Lineage: Eukaryota; Metazoa; Chordata; Aves; Galliformes; Phasianidae.